CCUGUUUCUUCAUCGACGGCUUGGACGAGUUCGUCGAAGAGCGGCGGUCUUAUUCCGACCUAGUCGACUGGCUCCAGAGUUGGGUUAACCGUUCCGGAGGAUCUCUGAAACUCUGUGUGUCGAGCAGGGAGUUGCCCCCCUUUCUGGAUUACCUCGACGCCAAACAGAGGAUCCGACUGCAAGAUCUGUCGGGAAACGAUAUCACAACCGCGAUUAGGCAGACUCUUGGGAGGAAUCGUCGCUUUUUACUUUUUCAACAAGCUAACAAGCAAGAAUGCUCCCAGUUUAUGCGCCAGAUUGCUCAGAAAUCCGACGGAGUCUUCCUUUGGGUCACUCUGACGCUGAAAAUGAUCAUCGACUCCUUGGACGGUAGAGAACCGCUCAAGUCUAUCAUGGCCCAGGUCGAUUCAUUGCCUGAAGAAUUGGAAACUUUGUUCGGCCGUGUUCUUGAAUCCAUACCCAAGGUGCAGCGAACAAGCGCGUAUUCUUAUUUUGCGUACGCGCUCGGGUUGGCUACGAUUCAAGCCGAAAAUUGGUUGGAGUUUUGGCCAUUUCUUGACGAUUACAUCGAGUCGCCGAACUUCGCCAAGGGCCUUCCCCUUGAAUGGAUCAAGCCAGAAAAGAGACCUAGGCGUAUCGGCAUCGCUGCUGAUCGGAUCCAAAGCCGCACUCGGGGCUUGCUGGAGAUUGCCCCGGGUGACAUGGAUGAUCGUAUUGGAAGCCUUGUUGUUUUUGCCCAUCGGUCAAUACCUGAAUUUCUCCAGGACGCCCUGGAAACGGAGAAGAUUCGGAGACAGAUCCGAGAUUUCGACUUUAUCCGCGCUCAUAUCAAUGUCUUACUCGCCUAUGCAAAAUCGACCCAGCUCAGCGACAUUGACUUUCGUCACAGUCUCAUCCUGCGCGAGUACCAGAUAGUACCACUGAUCAGCUUCAUACGCGGAAUGAAGGAGACAACGGCUUCCAAAUACUUUUACGAACUCAAUCUUCUAGACGAGGCAACCACACGGCAGCACAGCAGCAGGCGCUCCGUGUCGCGCUCCUUGGUAUCUUCCCCAACUCCUGAUUCGCCGUGGGUGAGUUUCCCAAGUUGGAGGUCGCCCACCCCGGCCUGCGUGGCCUGCUCUAUGGGGUUCAAUGAUUAUGUUGUCUGGAAGGCGGCAACAUAUCCCAAAACUCUGCAAACCUCAGUAGGCAUCGGCUUAUUUGAGGCGAUCCUGGAUACCGUACGCCUGCACCGCGCCAAUGCCUCGCGACGAGAAAGCGUCCGUGGCUUAAAGAGUUUGCUGAGGGAGAUGAUGAAACUUGACAUCGACCUGAGCCAGUUGCCUAACCGCGGAGGGGCUGUUACGGACAGGCUGAGCUAUUGGGCCUUUAUCCUGCAACUCAUGUGUCUAGACCGGGAAUCAGGCCGGCAUUGGACACACCUAGAGACAAUGCUGGAAAAUGGUGCCCCGAAUCCCUCAUGGAGGCGCUCUGGCGAGAUGGUGAAUCUUCACCUCGGGGACGAGGUUUACUCGUAUCAUUGGGACGUGGUAGAGCGCGACUGGGAUCCAAAACUCCUGCCGGCAUCGAAACUUGACCGGGGCGACACAAUCACGCUGAAAGACUGGGUGGACGAGUACGAGCCGGAAAACGGGGGAAAGAUACUGAUGCUUCUCGGCGGCACGACGACAGACGAUGAGACGACAACCGCCAAAGCGGAAGAUGAGAAAACAGGUUAUCUCGAUCGAAGGCUUCAAACUUUCUUCGCGGCGGCAUGGAACCGACUCUCACAGCUCCUUGGCAGUCGAGCCUUGCCCUGGAUUCUUGUUGGCCUUUUUUCAGCUUUGUUGUUGCGCGAGGGUGUUGGUAGUUGGGCUAGGUAGCAGCGGGUCGGCUUGGGCAAAUUGCUGGGGCUAGGGUGAGAGGCGAUAAGAGGAUUAAAAUAUGUGCACUCUUACCCUACUAAAUGUACAUACCAAGUAGUUGUACCGGAGCCCGAGCAGCGAGGGUGUUGGCGAGGCUCCUGGCACUGAUCCCAUUUGGUCGAUGGUGGCUUCAUCGGCAACAGAUAACCUCCGAUGCGGCGGCGCAGUCCUGAGUGGUGGUUUGUCGACGGGACCGAGCAUAAUCGGGCAAAGGUUUCCGGUGCAAGUUGCUAAAAGCGAGAGCGAGCAUUCUGCAUUCUGUGACAGGAUGUUGCUCUCAUUGGCUG
Chaetomium fimeti is the source of this 2194-nucleotide messenger RNA. RefSeq lists its product as uncharacterized. Bases 288 to 1865 code for a protein of 525 amino acids. Lineage: Eukaryota; Fungi; Ascomycota; Sordariomycetes; Sordariales; Chaetomiaceae. The record is from RefSeq and is a predicted model, not a curated record. The transcript has 2 exons.